AUGGGGAACUUAAAAGUUGAACCUAAAAUGUUGUUUUUGAUUUUGAUAUGUUUCUUCAUACAAGCUACAAAAGUUUCAUAUACACAGAGAUAUUAUAGUACUGGUAACACGAGAUAUUCCUAUGUUGAUCCUGAUUACUGUGUUGUAUGUGGAUGUUUUGAGACUGGACUAACAGAACAUACACUGAGCUGUAAAGAGAAUGAAGUCAUCAGAAUGGAGUUUAAUUAUAAUCAAAUAAAGUCUAAACCGUAUGAUCAUGAUACCUCUAAGUCAUGUAUUUUGAUUAGAGAUGGACAGGAUUAUUGUAAUAGUGGAUUAAGUGAUUAUAAUGUGAUGACAACAUAUACAGAUCGUGUAGAAGUCUAUAGAAACUGUACCUUACAGAAUACUUGUACAAUAAUAAUAAACCCAGUAAAAGAGGGAACUUUCGGAGAGAUUAAUGUUAAAUUGGUCAGAUAUCCUUAUGUUUGUGAAAGUAAUAUUCAGAAUAUUUCAAUGCCAAUUACAAAAAGACUUUCAAACCCUGUGUUUUAUUUUAAAGGACUUGAUUAUAUCAAUAAAACUAUAGAUUGUGAUUGCUCUGUAUAUAAAAAUUCAGGAAAUCUUACAGUUAUAAUAUUUUAUCUCCAUGGUGAUAAUAUCUGUAACAAGUUUAAUAUAUUACCUAAUACACAGCUUAUAAGUUGUACAGAAGAGAAUGUACAGUUAUAUACCACACCACAGAAUAUUCAAAGUAAUGUCCUGAACAUUAAAAUAAGAAAUAUGACAGUUACUGGUGAUGAAGUAGUGUUUUUUAAAGUUCACGGAGAUGAUUUAAAUAUAAACUGUACAGGCUGUACAGAAAUUUCAGAACCCGUUUCUACUAAAUCAUCCAAUCUUACAACAACUACAGCUCUGAACAGUGACCAUGUAUCUCCGACUUCAACAUCACAUCAUUCUCGAGCUUUAACAGAUUCAUCAACCACAAAUCUAAACAGUGGCCGCGGUGCGUCUAAUCAAAGUUUGAAUAACGUUGACGUUAUAUCUAAGGCUGAAUACGAAGAGAAACUAAACCAAACUAAUGCUAUGUUUGGUGGAAUAAUAGCUACUAUAAUAAUUCUAGUAAUUCUAGGCAUUGGAAUAUAUUGUUUAGUCAGAAAACGAAGACAAUUGAAAAACGUUAGAAAAGAAGAACAGCAACCGGUGUCUUCUCAGGGUAAUGCUGGUGACUAUGCACAUUAUAACUAUGUUGAUCUGGAUCUUUCCAAAGAAACGAACACAUCAGACAAACAACCAGAAAAUUCAAAAGCCAAACACAGUGGUCAACAUUCGCCGAAACUUAACGCUCAACAAGGAGCUGACAAGAGCCCAAAUGCGAAUACAAUAGCUUCUCCGAAUCUUUAUUUGGAGUUAGAAGCUGAUGCUCAAGAUGAUUCCAAACCUACUGUGGAAACUGAUGCUUUCCAGAAACCAGAAGCGAAUGAGCUGUAUAUUGAACCAAGAAAAAUAAACGAAGAGAAUCAGAAACCAGUAACGCAAGAACAGAAAGAGUCGAACUCGACACCUACAAUCGUCUCAAAUACCGACGACCUCAUGGAGGACACAUACAACCAUAUUGGUGAUAAUAUUGAACCGAUUACAGCCAGGAAUAAAGUACCGUCUGGGAACUACAUGAAACCAAUUGCCAAACUGAAGCCAAUUCGGUAUAACCAGAAUUCUACUGAUGGUGUUCCCAUCGUUACAUUAAACCAAAACCAGCCAAAGGACCUUAAUAAUCCACAGGUCAACUUAAAUCCCUCAGCGGACGAAUACAGUCAUAUUGAAAUGAACAGAAUUCAAAAAGUUCCUAAAUCCAUUCAGGGCAAGUAUGACCACAUCGACGACAGACUUGUGAUUAUGGAUUCACCUGUAGAUAGAGAGAAUACCUACAGUCAUAUUCCAGAUAUACCAAAAGUGAAGACACCAAAACCUUCACCGCGAAUGAAAGAUAAGUUACCCAAAUCUGCUGAUUUACUAACGGCUGGCGAUUUCUAUGAAAAUGUAGAUUUGAACCAACAAUUAAAGGCCGACAACUCUGUUGGAGCGAAUAGUCUGUAUAAAGAUGAAAUUGAAGAUACUUAUAAUCAUUUAGAAAAUACUAUCGUUUAA
Molecule: messenger RNA, 2127 nt
Organism: Lottia gigantea (owl limpet)
Lineage: Eukaryota; Metazoa; Mollusca; Gastropoda; Lottiidae
Exons: 6
Coding region: 1-2127 (708 amino acids)
Source: RefSeq, a predicted model, not a curated record